This is a messenger RNA of Camarhynchus parvulus, 2182 nucleotides long. It is a transcript of the gene TBXAS1, whose product is annotated as thromboxane A synthase 1. Bases 1 to 1602 code for a protein of 533 amino acids. Gene Ontology annotation, molecular function: oxidoreductase activity, acting on paired donors, with incorporation or reduction of molecular oxygen; steroid hydroxylase activity; iron ion binding. Lineage: Eukaryota; Metazoa; Chordata; Aves; Passeriformes; Thraupidae. The record is from RefSeq and is a predicted model, not a curated record. The transcript is spliced from 13 exons.
AUGGAGCCUGUAGAUCUUCUGGCACUUGCCUCCCCAGAAAUGAACAGUACCACAGCCACCCUGGCGCUGCUGGCCGUCCUCCUGGUCCUGCUGUAUUGGUACUCCACAUCGGCAUUCUCCAAACUAAGCAGAGUAGGGAUCCGACAUCCUCCACCUCUUCCCUUCAUUGGAAACCUGCUCUUUUUCCGUGAGGGUUUUUGGGAAAGCCACACAAAACUCAUAAGAGAGUAUGGACCUGUUUGUGGGUAUUACAUUGGUCGCCAGAUGUUUGUGGUGGUCUCCUCACCAGAGAUGAUCAAGCAAAUCUUAGUGGCAGAUUUUAGGAACUUCACCAACAGAACUAAGCCGAAGUUGAUAUCCAAGCCAAUGCUUGAUAGCAUCCUUUGUCUUCGUGAUGACAGAUGGAAGUUUGUGCGGAGCCUCCUGACCCCAGCCUUCAGCGACACCAAACUGAAAGAGAUGACACCACUGAUAAACCAGACCUGUGACACUCUGCUGUGUAACUUGAAAGUCUAUGCAGAUUCUGGCAAAGCUUUUGAUAUCCAGAGGUGUUACAACUGCUUUACCUUGGAUGUCGUUGGUAGCGUAGCUUUUGGUACUGAGGUGGAUUCACAGAAGAAUCCUGAUGACCCCUUUGUUAAGAAUUGCAGAACAUUCUUUGAAAUGUCUUUGUUUAAGCCUCUUCUCAUUCUAAUCCUUUCUUUCCCAUUCAUAAUGAUCCCAUUGCUACGCAUUUUGCCCAACAAGAAACAAAAGGAACUUAAUGAAUUUUUUAUCCAAACCAUAAAAAAUGCAAUUCUCCACAGACACCAGCAAGAUGCAGCUCAGAGGCGCAGAGAUUUUCUCCAGUGGAUGCUUGAUGCCUGCGACUCAGCCGUGGCAGCUGAGUGCUCGGGUAUGCUCGGCCCAUCUGCUGCUCCCAGACAUGAUGAGGCGCCUCUGGCUGGCACAGCCCCAUCUGAAAAGGCUCAGAAGAUGCUGACAGAGGAUGAGAUAGCAGGCCAGGCUUUCCUGUUCCUGAUUGCUGGCUACGAGACCACCACGAGCACGCUGUCCUUUGCCACCUACUUGCUGGCCACCAACCCGGAGUGCCAGGAGAAGGUGCUGCGGGAGGUCGAUGAGUUCUCUGCAAAACAUAUGGUCCCUGAUUACCAAAAUGUACAAGAACUCCCUUAUCUGGACAUGGUGAUUGCAGAGACGUUGCGCAUGUACCCACCUGCUUUCAGAUUCACUAGGGAAGCAGCUAAAGACUGCAUAGUGCUGGGGCAGCAUAUUCCAGCUGGAGCUGUCGUUGAAAUUGCAGUUGGACACCUUCACCACAACCCUGAGUUCUGGCCAGAACCUGAGAAGUUCAUUCCUGAGAGGUUUACAGAGGAAGCCAAGAGGGAACGACAUCCCUUUGCAUACCUGCCCUUUGGGGCGGGACCCCGUGGCUGCCUUGGCAUGAAAAUGGGCUUGUUGGAGACAAAAAUGACUCUGCUGAGGAUUUUGCAGAAGUUUAAAUUCAAGACCUGCCCAGAGACUGAGAUUCCUUUGCAGCUCAAAUCAAAAGCCACACUUGGACCAAAAAAUGGAGUCUUCAUCGUGCUGGAAUCUCGCUAAAAGGGAAUGUGCGUCCUGAAGGUUUCUGGAAUGAGAGCCUCUGUUAGUGAGUCACUGGGUAUAAUUGUUUUUCAAACCUCCAAGGACAGGUAGGAGCCUAAGUCCCACUGAUGGUCAGUAGGUGCUUCCUCACUGCUGUCCUGUGGGACAGCCUCCAGUCACUUUUUUAAAUGGGCUCCACAGUCUUUUUUGGAUGUUUUCAAAUUGCUGUGAAUAGUAUCUACAAAGAAGCAUCCCACUUUCAUUUGCUUUUCUUCAUCACACUUCUUUUCACUUAUCUGUGAAAAUGCUUUCCUCGUGCUCAGUUUCCACAGUUUACAGUAGAUUUUAAUUUCAAUUCAUUGUAUGACACAUCCUUCUCAUGAAUUUGGGAGUCCCUAGAGAAAGCCUCAAAGGCACCACAGUUACAGCAGAAGACCUGGGGUGCAGUGCAUUGGAUUUUUUUCAUGAACUCCACUAACAGUCAAAGCUGAGGCCCCUGUACAAUGCUUAAUCUCCACCUGUGUCUGUAAAGCCAGAGAAGUUGCACCUCCUCCAUGCUUUGAAGUGAUUUUAAACACACUUAGAUUAACGAUUUGCA